This is a messenger RNA of Trypanosoma rangeli, 327 nucleotides long. RefSeq lists its product as uncharacterized. The coding region runs from base 1 to 327 and encodes 108 amino acids. The transcript has a single exon. The record is from RefSeq and is a predicted model, not a curated record. NCBI's taxonomy places the organism in Eukaryota, Euglenozoa, Kinetoplastea, Trypanosomatida, Trypanosomatidae.
AUGUCUAGGCCGUGCGUUUUAACGUCUCCGUUCCCACCGCAUUUUGGAGGGGGGAACAUGCCCAGCAAGAGGCCUCGGGCGCAAAUUGGGCUUCGCUGCACGGGUGUGAAAAUGGAACUGGCAGCAUUCACUUUGACGAAGGGCGAAGCUGCGCGUGCAGAUGAAGAAUGGGUGCAUCGCAAAAAUGAUGUGGAGCGCCGGGUCCUCCCUGGAAGAGUCGGCGUGCUGCCGGCAGGCGGUUUCAGGAACUCCAGGACUAGGCGUUUCGGAUUUAGGAGGUUAGCAGCCAAUGGGCAGCCGGAAUCACGGAAUCAGGGGCUCGGCUAA